UAAAAUAUUAUUCUGGAGACUUCGUAGUUUAUAGAGAAUCUACAAAAAGGAUUGGCUGUAUUUUGUCAAUAGUUCAAAAAGAUAAUAGUCUUAAAAUCAAUAUCCAACACAUUCUAAUAUUUGAAGAGUUGCCGAUAAAUCUGCAAAGUAAUAGUCGUAGAGAAAGAUCGUUGGACGGUGAAGUAUAG
Molecule: messenger RNA, 188 nt
Organism: Dentiscutata erythropus
Lineage: Eukaryota; Fungi; Glomeromycota; Glomeromycetes; Diversisporales; Gigasporaceae
Source: the annotation of a GenBank genome assembly